AUGACCCGCUCCUUCGUGGGCACCAACAUCCGUCAGGUCGUCCCCAAGGCCGGCAAGGGCCCCCGCCAGGUGACCCGCGCUGCCGUGGAGUUCUACGGACCCAACCGCGCCAAGUUCCUGGGCCCCUUCUCUGAGGGUGUCACCCCCUCCUACCUCAAGGGCGAGUACCCUGGCGACUACGGCUGGGACACCGCCGGUCUGUCCGCCGACCCCCAGACCUUUGCCCGCUACAGGGACAUCGAGCUGAUCCACUCCCGCUGGGCCCUGCUGGGAGCCCUCGGCAUCCUCGUCCCUGAGCUGCUGCAGCGCAACGGCGCCGUCGCCUUCCCCGGCGACACCUCCGUCUGGUUCAAGGCUGGCUCGGGCAUCUUCGGCUCCGACGGCCUGAACUACCUGGGCAACCCCUCCCUGGUGCACGCCCAGUCCAUCGUGGCCACCCUGGCCGCCCAGGUGGUGCUCAUGGGAGGCGCGGAGGCCUACCGCUCCGGCGGCGGCGAGUCCAUCGGCCUGGACCUUGACAAGCAGUACCCCGGCGGCCCCUUCGACCCCCUGGGCCUGGCCGACGACCCCAACGCGUUUGACGAGCUCAAGGUGAAGGAGCUGAAGAACGGGCGCCUCGCCAUGUUCGCCAACUUCGGCUUCUUCGUCCAGGCCAUUGUCACCGGCAAGGGGCCCCUCCAGAACCUGAGCGACCACCUGGCCGACCCCUGGAACAACAACGGCUUCGCCGCCGCCACCAACUUCACCCCCAGCGGUUAA
Molecule: messenger RNA, 759 nt
Organism: Auxenochlorella protothecoides
Lineage: Eukaryota; Viridiplantae; Chlorophyta; Trebouxiophyceae; Chlorellales; Chlorellaceae
Product: Chlorophyll a-b binding protein of LHCII type I, chloroplastic
Exons: 6
Coding region: 1-759 (252 amino acids)
Biological process (GO): response to light stimulus; photosynthesis, light harvesting in photosystem I
Cellular component (GO): chloroplast envelope; plastoglobule; chloroplast thylakoid membrane
Source: RefSeq, a predicted model, not a curated record